GCCGCGCACUGCAGCUUCAGCCACAGCGGCCAGCACCGCGCGCGCACUGCUGCCUCGCCUGGGCCAGGCCCCCAAAACAAAGACAAAGCGGCUGCCUGGUAGGCUCUACAGAAGCUGAAUUUACCUGCAGCUGCCGGGAACCACAGGCUUCAAGAUGGUUUGCGGGGGCUUCGCGUGUUCCAAGAACUGCCUGUGCGCUCUCAACCUGGUCUACACCUUGGUUAGUCUGCUGCUAAUUGGAAUUGCUGCAUGGGGAAUUGGCUUCGGGCUGAUUUCCAGUCUCCGGGUGGUCGGUGUAGUCAUUGCAGUGGGCAUCUUCUUGUUCCUGAUUGCCUUAGUGGGGCUGAUUGGAGCUGUAAAACACCAUCAGGUGUUGCUUUUUUUUUACAUGAUUAUUCUCUUACUUGUAUUUAUUGUUCAGUUCUCUGUAUCCUGUGCUUGUUUAGCCCUGAACCAGGAACAACAGGGUCAGCUUCUGGAAGUUGGUUGGAAUAAUACAGCAAGUGCUCGAAAUGACAUCCAGAGAAAUUUAAACUGCUGUGGGUUCCGAAGUUUUAACCCAAAUGACACCUGUAUGGCUAGCUGUGUUAAAAGUGGCCACCAGUGCUUACCGUGUGCUCCGAUAAUAGAAGAAUAUGCUGGAGAGGUCUUGAGAUUUGUUGGCGGCAUUGGCCUCUUCUUCAGUUUCACAGAGGCCUCUUCUCAUCUACUGUCUUGAGGAAAACCAGCUUUGGAAUUCAUUUUGAAACGAGGGCUUGAGAGGGUCACCCAUGAGUUAAAAUAUACAUCAAAGAAUGGACUUCGCAGUGGUAUCACUAAAGGGCACAGGGGGUGCAGACUGCACUGGGUGGCACUGUCAGCGGGGUGACACUAAAAUGACUGUCUAUAAAGUUUUUGGGUAGUUUCAGCAGAAAUUUAUUAUUUUUAAUAAAAAUAUGCCUGUGCUUAGUUAAAACAACAAAAAUGUUUUUCAUAAGCCCAGCUUGCAUGUAUCAUACGUACAAGGCUAAAACUGUAUGCAAAUUUACUUUUUAAACCUUCUAGUACUCCUGUCACAGCUGUCAUCUUUCCCUAGUUGCAGUGACGCUUGGAAUCACGUGGUUUUGUGUGCACGCGCUACAGGCAUGCACUGUUGUUUUUGUUGCUACCGGUGUUUUUAUAGUCACUGAUUUUGUCAAAUUUUCUGGUGUUUUAGCUACAAUAUUAUGGUAAGUAGUAUUUGUGAACCUGUAUCAAUAACUUUUUUGAGGAUGAAGUAGUAAUUAAAGGAAAAAGAGAAAAUCAAAAAAGGCUUAUGCUCAGUUACUAAUAAUGUAACUCAGUGCAGAAAGAUUUUACAGAAUAAUAUUGUUAGUAUUUAUAUGAUCUAAGAAAUACUACAUUUAAACAAUUCAUUAACUGUAUCGCAUAUUCUGUGAUUAAAAUUAAUAAUAAACAUUAUUAAUGAUUCUGUAUGGUCUAGUAUGGGAAAAGGUCCAUGGGGGGUGAUACCAUGAGGUACUGCACUUGGUGACACCAACCUUAGUGAUGCCACUUGGGACUUUGACUUCAUUUGGAGGCUGAAACCACUUUGUUUACUUUCAGGAUCUUGCUUUUUAUACGUAGUUAAGGUUACAACUUGUUAAGUGACCUUUUAAUAAGUUAGGUUGAAUUUAUUUGGAAUUUGAAGGCUAGCUCCUUGGUUAGGUACUGAAGAAAGUUCCACCCUUGCCUUAGAGCUUUCUCUGUUCUUCCUCUGAACCUCAUUCUCAUCAGUGAUUGCUAAAUAUAAGGGGGCCUUAGAAGCUAUUUAGAAUUACUGAAUGCAUGAAAAAAAAAUGGAGACAGACAGUCAUCGAUGAUCAUUUGAAGAAGAUUGCAGGUCUAAAGCAGGUAAAAAAUGGUUUAAUCAGGCAUGUUCAUCAUCUCUGUUAAUGAUGUUUUUAGAUGAUUUACGUUACCAAUGUUUCUACUCAGCUGUUCGAAAUAAUUCACUCUAGUCUUAUAGUUGGAGUUCCUGGGUGGCACAGACGGUUACAUGCUUGACUACUAGCUGAAAGGUUGGUGGUUCGAACCCACCCAGAGGCGCCUCAGAAGACAGGCCUGGCGAUCUGUUUCCAAAAGGUCACAGCCUUGAAAACCCUGUGUAGCAUUUCUGCUCUGCACACGUGGGUCAUCGUGAGUUGAAAUUGACUCCUUGGCAACUAAUAACAAGUCUUAUAAUACUCCUCCACUUUUCUGUAGUAAGUCAAGGAAUGUUUUCACUUGAAAUUUAUUUAAACACAACUAAUGAAAGAUGGUGAGAUGACGGGAUUUUGUGGAACAGGCAUUGCUAAUAUUUUUAAAACAACCGUUCGUAUGUUUGCAUAUUUAGUUCUGUUUCUAACCUGCAUAUUUCCACAUUCCUUACAGUUGCAACCAUAGCAUGAGUUUGUUUUCACUUAGACUUUUUCUGUUUCUCCAUAAUCACUACUACUGUGUUGACAACAUAUUGUGCUUUUUGUUAUGUAACCAUUAUAUUUGGAAACCGCCAAUUUUUUGUACAUUUAAAUGUUGCCAUACAGAACUCUUUCUGUUGAAUGAUUUCCUUAGAAUAAAUUCUCAGAAGUAGAGGAGACUGGGUCAAAGUCAAUCGAUGUCUUCUAUGACUCUUGCUCUGUGUUGCUUUAACGCUCUUCUGUGGGGAAAGUCAUUUUCCUGCCAAUUUGACAUUUGAUUUCCCCAAAGAUUUAUUUAUAUGUGUUGUUCAAAUAACAUUUUGUCAUUUAAUACAUUUUAAGGACUUAGCAGUUUUUUUCACGUCAGUCGUGUGAAAAAAUAAACAUUAUUUUGCUGUAAGGCAGUCCCUGGGUUAUGAAUGAGAU
This is a messenger RNA of Trichechus manatus latirostris (Florida manatee), 2843 nucleotides long. It is a transcript of the gene TSPAN13, whose product is annotated as tetraspanin 13. NCBI's taxonomy places the organism in Eukaryota, Metazoa, Chordata, Mammalia, Sirenia, Trichechidae. The coding region runs from base 155 to 718 and encodes 187 amino acids. The record is from RefSeq and is a predicted model, not a curated record. The transcript is spliced from 6 exons. Gene Ontology annotation, cellular component: plasma membrane.